Messenger RNA from Nematocida minor, 537 nucleotides. RefSeq lists its product as uncharacterized. Gene Ontology annotation, cellular component: nucleus. Gene Ontology annotation, molecular function: deSUMOylase activity. Lineage: Eukaryota; Fungi; Microsporidia. Bases 1 to 537 code for a protein of 178 amino acids. Gene Ontology annotation, biological process: protein desumoylation. The transcript has a single exon. The record is from RefSeq and is a predicted model, not a curated record.
AUGGAUUGGCUUGAUGAUACGGACAUCAACCAUUUUCUUAAGGUGUUUGUAGAUACAACAGAAGAUGCAGUGAUGGUCGGGCACCAGAAAAAGAUCCCUGAUAAAAUAAAAACAGUUGUGUGCAGCAGCUUCUACUUUGAAUCACUGCGUGUAAGAGGGAUGGACUGCAUCUCCAGAUGGCUAGAGCAUUUAGAUCUUGAGAAAGUACAGAACAUCAUAUUCCCAUUGCACAGUGACUCGCAUUGGUCUUUGUGCUUAAUCCAUCCAUCAACCAGCAUAUGUUUUGUUUUUGAUCCACUGCGGCCUGUCCAUCUCUCCCUGUCCAAUGUUCUGCUAAGCCACAGUUCAGUUAAAAUUGUGGUGUACAGCGAAUCCUGCACCCAACAGACAAAUGGGUACGACUGCGGGGUGUAUGCUCUGUACUAUGCAGGAUGCAUACUUAAAAAUAAGUAUGAAAAGAUCCACAAACCCAUCCUGCGAAAGUUUAAAAAGUACAUCCGCAGAAACAUGAAAAACGAAACCCAAAAGGCUAACUAA